Asparagus officinalis (garden asparagus) is the source of this 3037-nucleotide messenger RNA. Its product is annotated as transcriptional regulator ATRX. The transcript has 5 exons. Bases 200 to 2470 code for a protein of 756 amino acids. The record is from RefSeq and is a predicted model, not a curated record. Lineage: Eukaryota; Viridiplantae; Streptophyta; Magnoliopsida; Asparagales; Asparagaceae.
UCCGUUGGAUUAUCGAGAAUAAGAUCCCCAAUUCAAGACCGAUCUUUGCUAGGAUUUGCUUUGCUUUCGGGAACUGGGAUUUAGGGAUUCGGCGGCAGGAGGAUUGUGCGGUAGAGGAAGCGAGCAAGGAAGGAAAGGAAGGGUUUGGAUUUUGGAUUUUAUAAGGGCUUGAAGAAGAAGAAGACGAAGAAGAAGAAGAAUGUAUAACGGGAUCGGGCUGCAGACCCCAAGAGGGUCAGGUACCAACGGAUACAUCCAGAGCAAUAAGUUCUUUGUGAAGCCCCGCAGUGGAAAGGUCGAUACCAGUUACAGCGCCGGAGGAGGGAUUGGGGGAGAUGGAGCUGCGGCAGGUGGUCUUUCUAUCAAGAAAGCUAACAAGGACAUCCUGGAGCACGAUCGUAAGCGCCAGGUCGAGCUCAAGCUUCUCGUCCUCCAGGAAACCCUGGCUGACCAAGGCUACACCGACUCUGAANAUCCAGAUAACCCAAUUAUGAAAUAUGUAAUGUCUCUCUCAUACGCAAGUAGUAUCAUGAGGUUUUUCAUAUCUUCAUUGGUCUUCUUUCCUUUUUUUUUGGGAUGGCUGGUCAUUUGUGGUUAUUUUGAACUUUUCAGGUUCUCAGAUACACAGACACAUCAAGUUGCUGCACGCAAAGAGAAACAGCUAGAGACAUUGAGGGCCGCACUUCGAAUCAAGCGAUCAGAUGAACCUUCUGAGAAUGAAGUCCAGGAACAAAAACAGGAGACUGAAGCAUCUAGCUUUCACAUUGAAGAAAUUGAUAGGCAGAAGGAUCAACAUCAGAAAAAGGAUUCAAAAUAUCAUGGUACCAUGAAUGAUGAAGAUGAAGAGAGCUUGAAGAAGGGAAAUCAUAUAGGGGAAGAUCUCAAAGCUGGGAAGAAUUCUAAAAAGGAGAUGAAAGAAUGGGAUGGAAAGAAAGAUGAUGGCAGAGGAAUUAAAACUGUUAAUGAUAGAAAGGGGAAGCACAUCUAUGGUUCUGAUAACUAUGAUAGUGAUAAUAGUGGAAGGCAUGAAGGGAGGGGAAAAAGUCAUGGGGGUGUUCCUACUCGACAUGAUUUCCAGGGUGAUUUUGAUACCAGCGGCAAACAGAUCACGAGGAAAACUUCAAACAAGCAGGUGAGAGGCCAUAGGUGCCAGGGAACCGGGAGUUCGGAUUCUGAUAGUUAUUCUAGAAAACAAGAUGCUAGAAAAAAUGCUCAAAGUUAUAUUAAGAAACGUGGUAGAUACAACACAGAUUCGGAUUCAGACUUGGACAGGAAACGAUUCGGGAAGCAACGGACUAAUACUAAAAAAUCUGAUUCUGAUGAUUCUGAAUCUGAUGGUAAUUAUCGGAAAAGAAACAGAAAAGAAAAGGUGAUUGAACACAAGAAGCAUGGCAGAAUGCACAAAGCCUUCACUUCAGACAGUGACAGUGACAGUGAUUAUGCCAUGCAUAACAAAGGGCAGGAAAGAAAUAGUAGAGGGCAUGGUUCAGAUGGUAAGCAGGCUGAAGGUGAUGAUACAAAGGGAAACGUAACAAAGGGAACGGGGAAGAUUAGCAAGCCCGGGAUUAUGAGGCAUGAUACUGGUGGAAGAUGGGAGAUGAAUGAGAACGAGAAGAAGAAUAUAAAGAAGGAUGUUGCUUAUGUGAAGGCAAAAGAAGAAGUCAUUGAGAAAAAAAGGAAUCAACAUGAUACUGAUGACGAGAGCAGUGAUAGUGAGGGCGCAAGGGAAAGGACUCUGAAAGCAAAAAAGUUAGAUGGAAAGAAACUGCAAGGUACUAAAAGGAAACACCAUGCUGUUACUGAUGAUAAUGACAGCUCGGAGUCUGAUUAUGGAAGUGACUCUGAUUCUGAUGAUAGCAGAAACUAUAAGCAGACACGGCAUGGAAGUGGAAAGGCAUGUGUUGGUUUAGGUGACAGAGAGAAUGAGAAACUUACCAAGAAACACAGGUCUACUCAAGGCAACGGUUCAAGUUAUUGGACUGGUGGAAGGUAUGAUCGUGGAAACGAUAGAAUGUCCAAUCAGAAUAUUGAUGAUGGUGUUAGUAAGAGCAUCAGAAAGAGAGAAGUCAAUAGAAUGUCCAAUCAGAAUAUUGAUGAUGGUGUUAGUAAGAGCAUCAGAAAGAGAGAAGUCGAGGAAAAGUUCCCUGACAUGCUGGAUUCAAAAUCUGGAAGUGCUGGUAUAAAAGAGGAGAGAAAGAAAGAGGGGGAUAGCAAAGGUCAUGCAAAGUAUAAUCGCAGCUCGGAAGACCGAAUAAUGGAAGAUCGCUUAUAUUCGAAUAAUCGAGAGCGCCAGACUCUGAAGGAACACUCAACUGAUAGUAAGCGUGACAGCAAAAGCCGCCGUGAAUAUGGACAGGGCCAUGAUGACGCCAAGAGGAAAAGGCAUAAGACUUCUGGGCAGCAUCAUGAGCGAGGCAGUUACGAGCAUAAAUACAGGGAAGAUUUAGCUCCUCACAGGCGUUGGGAUUGAGUAUGAUGGUGAUUCCUAAUCAUCUUUCGUGAUGGUGAUUACUAAUCAUCUUUCAUGGUGGUGGUUAGGGAUCAUCUUUCAUGUAUUCUAUGCCUCUCUGAAGGAAUGUUAGUAGCUUGAAGAACCUUUUGCAGCUUGCUUGCUUUGGAUUUACUGAUGGUCUUGAGGUUUAUGAAUUAUAAGCGUGCAGGAACUCCUUUGGUUGGUGCGAGAGCUGAAGGCUGGAUUAAGACGUGCUUUGAUGCGAUGAGAAGAGUAUUAACUCUACUUUCACUCGUUUCUGCAACAUUAGAUGCUUCGCUUUUCUUAAGGUGAUAUAUUAUUUUUAAUGCCGUUGUACUUGAAGGUCCUCUAACGGAACUCCAGCUUUUGUUUUUGGCAAUUGUUGUUACCAGAGGAUGGCCGCAUGUCAUGUCCGUCUUCGCUUUAUUAUAUAUUGCUUGUUUGGAAAAUUUGCUAUGCGUAAACGUCUUCGUAUUCUGCGGGUCCGAUGAUCAUGUCAGCUGCCUGCGUCAGAAUAUGAUUGUAAAUGUGUAAGUUAUUUUUUUUUACAAAAUAAUUUUUAUA